GCCCCUUUCCCCCACAUGUCUACUGUCCGCGAAUAUUUUAUGUUAUGGAAUGUUUUGCCUUCUUCUCAGGUGGUGUUUGAGUGCUUAUCCAUGACAUUGAGUCCUGUGGUUAAUUCUACCCUCAAAAUUGAAGGCUGGUUGAUGGUAUAAACAUGAACUAUCUUAGACUGCUAGAGUAUAAAAUGAUAUGGGUUCUAAAUUUAAGAUUUUAUUCGGGCAUAGUAUCAGAUUCUUGUUUCAGCUACACGUUAUUCCGUGGACUACUCUUUUCCUUUUUAUAAUGAUUUGAAGUGCAAUUGUUCUCUAGACUGCGAAUCGAUUGUGCAAUUAACACUCUGUUCCAGUUGGGUUCAAAUAUUGUAGUGAGGCUCAUCUGAGAUGAACUUGAUUUGGAAAUUUCUAUCAGUGUUACUCAAUGUUGGAUUGUUUGCAAAUGGGUUUAGUUCAAGACCUGCUGUUGUGAACAUUGGAGCACUUUUCACAUUUGAAUCUACUAUUGGUAGAGUAGCCAAGGUUGCCGUUGAGGAGGCUGUGAAAGAUGUCAACUCCAAUUCCAGUGUUCUCCAUGGAACCAAACUUGUUGUCAAGAUGCAGAAUUCCAAUUGCAAUGGGUUUCUUGGCAUGGUUGGAGCUUUGCAAUUUAUGGAGACUGAUAUUGUUGCAAUUAUUGGGCCACAAUCUUCUGUAGUUGCUCAUAUUGUAUCACAUGUUGCAAAUGAACUCCAAGUCCCUCUUUUAUCAUUUGCUGCUACAGAUCCCACUCUUUCUUCUCUUCAGUUUCCCUUUUUUGUUAGGACAACACAGAGUGAUUUGUUCCAGAUGACUGCAGUAGCAGAGAUUGUUGGUUAUUAUGGUUGGAAGGAGGUAAUUGCAAUUUUCCUGGAUGAUGAUUAUGGUAGGAAUGGUGUGUCAGCAUUAGAUGAUGCACUUGCAGCAAGGCGCAUUAAAAUCUCCUACAAGGUGGGAAUUCCCCCGGCAUCAGGAAUUAGUCGGGGUGACAUCAUGGAUAUUCUAGUUAAGGUUGCAUUACUAGAGUCUCGAGUUAUUGUUGUUCAUGUAAAUCCUGAUUCCGGUUUCAUGGUGUUUUCUGUGGCUCACUACCUUGGAAUGAUGGGUGAUGGAUAUGUUUGGAUAUCUACCGAUUGGCUUUCCUCCGUUUUAGAUUCCUCUUCGCCCCUUUCCCCCGAGAUCAUGGAUACAUUACAAGGAGUUCUUAUUUUGCGUCAACACACACCAGAUUCAGAUAGAAAGAGAGCCUUAUUCUCUAGGUGGAACAAGCUGACUGGUGGUUCUUUUCGGCUAAAUGCUUAUGGGCUUUAUGCUUAUGAUUCUGUUUGGCUGGUUGCUCAUGCUAUUGAUUCGUUUCUUAAUCAGGGUGGUAUUAUUUCAUUUUCUAAUGAUUCAAGGUUAAUUUCUAUUGAAGGGGGUGAUCUUCACCUUGAUGCAAUGAACGUAUUUGAUGGAGGACACCUACUGCUGAAGAACAUACUGCAGAGUAAUCUUCUGGGUUUAACAGGUCCUAUCAAGUUCAAUCCUGACAGAUCUUUAGUUUUUCCGGCAUAUGAUGUUAUUAAUAUUAUUGGAACGGGGUUUAGAAGGAUAGGUUACUGGUCUAACUAUUCGGGUUUAUCCACUGUGCCUCCUGAGACACUCUACUCAAGGCCACCUAACCGUUCGAGUUUGAACCAAAAACUAUAUAGUGUUGUUUGGCCAGGAGAGACAAUAAGAAAGCCUCGUGGAUGGGUUUUCCCAAACAACGGGAAGCAAUUGAGAAUUGGGGUACCUAUUCGGGUGAGUUACCGGGAAUUUGUAUCACAAGUUAAAGGCACUAAUAUUUUUAAAGGUUUCUGCAUAGAUGUAUUUAUGGCAGCUGUUAAUCUGUUACCAUAUGCCCUUCCAUAUCAAUUUAUCCCCUAUGGAGAUGGUCAGAAAAAUCCAAGCUACACAGAACUUGUCACUUUGAUCACAACAGGCUUUUUUGAUGCUGCUGUUGGUGACAUUGCCAUUGUUACAAACCGGACAACGAUAGUGGAUUUUACACAGCCAUAUGCUGCAUCUGGACUUGUUGUAGUUGCUCCAUUUAAGAAGUUGAACACAGGAGCUUGGGCUUUCCUGCGGCCAUUUUCUCCGGAAAUGUGGGCUGUCACUGCUGCUUUCUUCCUUGUUAUUGGAAUAGUUGUGUGGAUUCUGGAGCAUAGGACAAACGAUGAAUUCAGGGGCCCGCCUAAAAAACAACUCAUAACCAUUCUUUGGUUUAGCCUUUCCACACUGUUUUUUGCCCAUAGAGAGAACACUGUGAGCACCCUUGGUCGUGUAGUGCUAAUUUUAUGGCUCUUUGUGGUCCUGAUAAUCAACUCAAGUUACACUGCAAGUUUAACCUCAAUCCUCACCGUGCAACAGCUAUCUUCUCAUGUUAAAGGGAUUGAAACUUUGAAAGAAAGCAAUGAUCCUAUUGGAUACCAAGUGGGCUCUUUUGCCGAGCAUUAUUUGACUAAGGAAAUUGGUAUACCUCAGUCUAGACUUGUUGCCCUCGGAUCACCAGAACAAUAUGCAAUAGCACUUCAACAAGGUCCCAAAAAAGGGGGUGUUGCUGCUGUGGUUGAUGAACGUGCAUACGUAGAGCUUUUCCUAUCAAGCCAGUGCAAAUUCAGGAUUGUAGGUCAAGAGUUCACCAAAAGCGGCUGGGGUUUUGCAUUUCCACGUGACUCACCCUUGGCUGUUGACAUGUCAACUGCAAUUUUAACACUAUCUGAGAAUGGGGACCUCCAGCGGAUCCAUGACAAGUGGUUGACAAGAAGCACCUGUAGUUUAGAGAGUGCUGAGAUUGAGUCGGACAGACUUCAUCUGAAGAGCUUCUGGGGCCUCUUUCUUGUAUGUGGUAUUACUUGCUUUCUUGCUGUCUUCAUAUAUUUCUUGCAGAUUAUGCGUAAGUUUCACCGUGCUGCACGAGAUGAAUCGGCUUCAAAUGGCGGCGUCAGCUCACGCUCUAGGCGUCUUCAGUCAUUAUUAUCAUUAAUGGAUCAGAAGGAAAACCACUCAAAAAGGGAGAAUAAGAGAAGGAAAUUGGAGAGUUUAUCAUCUGACUAUGAUAUGGAAAUUGAACUUGGAAGGAGCCCUAAAAGGAAAACCACAAAUAUCUACAGACAGCAAACUUAACAGAAGCUAUUCAACUCAUUAGUUAGAGAACCUCUGAAUGUAUUAUUUACAUGGAAGACAUUGUAUUAUCCAUCCAUAUCUUAAAAAGAUCAACUUAUAUGUGCAAGAAUCAAUUGUUUAUAGGGGAAUUAUUAUUGGUAAGCAGCAUUUUUCUAUUAUAGGAAUUUAGUUUGUACUUUUAUACCACAAGGGUUGUAUUAACAAUGUAAAAUCAAUAUAUUACUGGCUUAUAGCUUUAUUGAAGGUGAAUUAUGUAACAA
Cornus florida is the source of this 3416-nucleotide messenger RNA. Its product is annotated as glutamate receptor 3.3. Gene Ontology annotation, cellular component: plasma membrane. The record is from RefSeq and is a predicted model, not a curated record. Bases 379 to 3156 code for a protein of 925 amino acids. Gene Ontology annotation, biological process: G protein-coupled receptor signaling pathway. The transcript has 7 exons. Lineage: Eukaryota; Viridiplantae; Streptophyta; Magnoliopsida; Cornales; Cornaceae. Gene Ontology annotation, molecular function: G protein-coupled receptor activity; glutamate-gated receptor activity.